AUGGAUAUGCCUGAGAGAUUUCAACUCAACGAUAGGGUGAAUGGUUGCGACUCAAGACACCUGGAAAUAAAAUCUGAAGAAAAUCACAUGACGGAGUCGCCAGCUGGGACGUCGCAGCACGGCAAGCAAUUAGGAGUGUCAGCGAAGAGUAAAGCGGAAAUAAGGAAGAGCAACAAACCAAUAAUGGAGAAAAAACGUCGUGCCAGGAUUAACAACUGCUUGGAACAGUUGAAGAAGAUACUUUUGGAGAACGUUAACAAAGAUUCGGCGCAACAUUCAAAACUGGAGAAAGCUGACAUUCUCGAGAUGACGGUGAAACAUCUGCAGCAGAUUCAGCGACGGCAAUUAAUAAUGGCGGUGUCGAUGGAGCGUUCGGUGACGGAGAAAUUUCGCACGGGAUUUUCCGAAUGUGCAUCGGAAAUUAAGAGUUUCAUUAGUCAAAUGCCCGAUUUAGAUCCUGCGGUGCGACAACGUCUCUCAAAUCACUUGGAUGCGUCAGUGGCAAAAGUUCAGACAAGUACCCCCAGCAGUUUGGAGAGUAAAAACGGGAAUCAUCAAUGGAAUCAAGGCAAUUUUAAUCAAAUUCAUGCGAAUGAGCCGCCUUUUCUCGAUGACUUGAACAAUAAUCAACGAUUACAAAUGGAUCUCGUACCAACGCGCCUUCCCACGGGUGAAAUUGCCUUCGUGAUGCCCAAUAGUAGUCACCUAAAUGUACCAAAUAACGCAUCUGGCAUGCGGUUUAUGUCCUCAAACACCUCCACGCCGCGUCUCAGUGCUUUUAACAUCGUUACGAGCAAUAAAGCGCACUCCAUUGCGAAACUUCAACACACAAGUCCGCCCUUGAGUCCCAUUUCAACGGAUGAUCGUCAACUCAGAACUCCCCCAUCAUCGACACUAAGUUUACUUCAUUCCGCCUUUUCGCAAUCUUUCGCAGGGGGAAAUCCUUUCAGCAGUUUGAGUGGCAGCGGGCGCAUGGAUAGCGGAUACAAAAGUGACACAAGCAUGUCGGAGCUCAUCUGUAAGCCAACUGUGCCGCAACAAAGCUACAUGGAUUUACUUAAACCAAAAAUGCCAAUGGGAGUCGCUCUUGGACCUCAUAGUGCGGAAAGUACGUUGAAUUUAAGUUGUCGCGAUAGUCCUUGCAGCUCCGGAUCAAGUGGUUUGCGCAUGGAAAUGGACAACGAUAAGGAUCCCAUGUGGCGUCCUUGGUAG
Messenger RNA from Culicoides brevitarsis, 1212 nucleotides. RefSeq names its product transcription factor HES-4-B-like. Gene Ontology annotation, biological process: regulation of transcription by RNA polymerase II; regulation of neurogenesis; anterior/posterior pattern specification. Gene Ontology annotation, cellular component: nucleus. Gene Ontology annotation, molecular function: protein dimerization activity; DNA-binding transcription factor activity, RNA polymerase II-specific; RNA polymerase II cis-regulatory region sequence-specific DNA binding. The transcript is spliced from 3 exons. Bases 1 to 1212 code for a protein of 403 amino acids. Lineage: Eukaryota; Metazoa; Arthropoda; Insecta; Diptera; Ceratopogonidae. The record is from RefSeq and is a predicted model, not a curated record.